Messenger RNA from Trichosurus vulpecula (common brushtail), 2250 nucleotides. Its product is annotated as methyl-CpG-binding domain protein 1-like. NCBI's taxonomy places the organism in Eukaryota, Metazoa, Chordata, Mammalia, Diprotodontia, Phalangeridae. The record is from RefSeq and is a predicted model, not a curated record. Gene Ontology annotation, molecular function: zinc ion binding; DNA binding. The transcript has a single exon. The coding region runs from base 1 to 2250 and encodes 749 amino acids.
AUGGCCCCCAAGCCCAGCCGCCGAGUCGAUCCCAAGGCAGCCAAGCGCUCCCCGCUCUCCGGGCGCCGUUUCUCCAAGGCCGAGGACUGGGUAGAUUGCCCCGCAUUAGGCCCGGGAUGGAAGAGGCGGGAGAACUUCCGAAAGAAGGGAGCCACCUGCGGCCUCUCGGAUACCUAUUACCUGAGCCCGGCCGGCCAUCAGAUCCGCAGCAAGGUGGAGCUGGCCCGUUACCUGGGCCCGGGCAGGGACCUCCGCGGUUUUCAUUUCAAGCUCGGGAUUUUGCAGCCGUCGCCCGCGCAGGUAGCACCGCCUCAGAACGAGACCAAGAGGCCGCGACGAGGACAGGGAAGGCCCAGAAAGGAACCGGCGCCCUCUCCUCUGGAGCAGCCUGAUCCCGAGAGGUCCCUGGCCGCGCUGCCCCCAGCCGACGGCGUCGAGGCCCCUGAGCCCGGACAGCCGACCGAGACUCCCCAGGCUGAGCCGGCCGGGGCCCCCCCGACUGGCCCCACCGAGGCUCCCCGGAGCAACCUUGCGGAGGCCCCCCAGAGUGACCGCGGCGGGCACCCGCGGCGGCGGUGGCGCCAGCGGUGGCUUCAGACCCAGGGCUGCGAAGUCCCGAGGAGCGACCCCCCCGGGGAGCCAGAGAAAGGCGCGCCCAGCGGGGGGCCCGAUGGCUGCUCUGCCGCCGCGGUUUCGGGGGCCGCAGCCGCCGCCGCUGUUCCGGGGUCCGCGGCCGCAUCCGCCGCCGUCCCGGGGUCCGCGGCCGCCACCAUCCGGGCGGCUAGCCCCGCCGCCCCCGCCGCUGCCGCUGCCUCGACGGCGCGGGCUCUCGAGGCGGGCGCUCGCGGAUCGGGCUGCGGCCUGUGCGCCGGCUGCCGGGCCCAAGAGGACUGCGGCACCUGCUGGAUUUGCUCGCGCGACGGGAAGCCGGGCCUCGUCCGGCGCUGGCGGUGCCUGGCAAGGCGCUGCCUUCAGAAGCGCCCAAAGAAGAGGUCCAGAGGCUCGGGGGCGAGGAAGACCCCCGGCCGGCGCCGCCGAGCCCCCGCGCCCCCUCCCUCAGCACGGGCGGGUAGCCCAGUGGUCAUCGCGGAUCGCCGCCGCCGCCGGCCGCGCCACAGCCGCAGGUGCGGGGCCUGCACAGCCUGCCAGCGCCUGCUGGACUGCGGCGAGUGCGACUUCUGCCUGGACAAGCCCAAGUUCGGUGGCUCCAACCAGAAGCGCCAGAAGUGCCGCUGGCGACAGUGUCUCACUUUUGCUGUGAAGCGCCUGCUGCCAGCCCUGAGGGACAGCACCCCAGUGGAACGGCCGGCCUGGCGCCGCCCUAGGAAGGGCACCUUUGGUAACCGGCCCUUCCGUCUGGGUUGGACCAGAUAUAGGGGCCGCCUGGGCCAGAGGCCGAGGCAGGAGCAGCCUCCUGUGCCCAAGGAGGAGUUGGGUACUGACUGUUUGCAGCCGGAGGAGACCAGCUCGGUCAUCCUGCCAGGGGAUGAGGGCAUCCCUGUGCUUGGGCUCAGUGCCAAGCCAGAGACCCCUCCGCCCCCUGUGCCCCACCACAAUGACCUAGGGGAGUAUGAGUCUCCAGGACUUGAAGUGUUCAAUGCAUCUCCUCAACUGAAGCAGGAGAUAAAGAACUUUGGGUCCCAGGCUCCUGAAGCCACCUUAUCACCCCCUGAUAGCUUCCUUCCUGAUCUGCCCAGCAAGGAAACUGAUGGGGCCCCUCCACAGCAGCCUGUGAAAGAGGAGGAAGACUUGGAAGAAGAAGUUGCCAGCACCCCUGUGAUCAUGGAGAUAUAUAGUCUGGGCAAGGCUGCCCCAACAGCAGCAGGACUCUUUGGAACCCUGGACAGUGUCCUACAGGAGUUUCUAAUGGAACUGAAUGAGUUGCCGUUGCCUGCCCACUGGGAAGUGCUGCCAACAAGGGGACCAGACCUCUGCCUCAUCCAGCGAUCCGUCGUGUCCACUGUGGCUGCAGCGGUUAUCCAUAUCCAACCAGGCCUGUACUUCCGUGUAGAGGUUCGCGAUGUCCCAGUGCCACCCACCCAUGAGCUCUAUUCUGCCCACCCAUUACGACUCACCACUGUGGAUGAGGUGAUAGAGCUCAUCUGCAACCUAGAAGCCUACCGCCUGUGCCCUGGUUGGCUUGACAGCUGGCAUCAGGGCCAGCGUUCUCCUGGCUGUGAUGUCUUGGUCUAUGAGGGCCGCUGCCAAUACUGCUGCCUAAAGCCUUGGUCUUUGGAGAAGAAGCAGUAA